Molecule: messenger RNA, 897 nt
Organism: Corvus hawaiiensis (hawaiian crow)
Lineage: Eukaryota; Metazoa; Chordata; Aves; Passeriformes; Corvidae
Gene: GINS4
Product: GINS complex subunit 4
Biological process (GO): DNA-templated DNA replication; double-strand break repair via break-induced replication
Cellular component (GO): GINS complex
Source: RefSeq, a predicted model, not a curated record
UUGGCCGAAAAAGCUGCAGUUUCAAUCCGUCUCCUGAUUGGUCGAAAAAGCGGCAGCUUCAAUCUGCAUUCUGAUUGGCCGAAAAAGAUGGCUUCUUCAAUCCGCCUUCUGAUUGGCCGGAGCAGCCGCGGCCGUAAUCCGCUUCCCGACUGGCCCAAGGGCCGUACCGGGAAUCCUUAUCCACGUUCCGGGCCGCUGCGCGUGCGCCGUUCCGCGGGGCGGGCGGGCUUGGCGGGAGCGAUGGCGGCCGCGGCCGGCGGGGACUCGGACGGCGAGGAGCUGGUGCUUACCCCAGCACAGCUGAUCCACAGCCUGGAGCAGGCCUGGCUGAAUGAGAAAUUUGCUCCAGAACUGCUGGAGAGUAAACCUGAAGUCAUCGAGUGUGUUGUGGAGCAGCUGGACCAUAUGGAAGCAAACCUGAAGCGGGCAAAGAGGGGCGACCUGAAGGUCAGUGUUCACCACAUGGAGGUUGAAAGGAUCCGUUUCGUGCUCAGCAGCUACUUGCGGUGUCGACUGGUGAAGAUAGAGAAGUUUUUUCCCCACAUCCUGGAGAAGGAGAAGUCUCGAGCUGAAGGGGAGCCCUCCAUUUUAUCACCAGAGGAGUUUGCUUUUGCUAAAGAGUACAUGGCAAAUACAGAGGCUUACCUGAAAAAUGUGGUCCUAAAACACAUGCCACCUAACCUGCAGAAAGUGUCUCUCCUAAAGUCAGUUCCAAAGCCCAACCUGGACUCCUUUGUGUUUCUGAGGGUGCUGGAGCGGCAGGAGAACAUCCUGGUGGAGCCAGAGACAGAUGAGCAGAGGGAAUAUGCCAUCAACCUGGAGGAGGGCUCGCAGCACCUGAUCCGUUACAGAACCGUGGCCCCUCUGGUGGCCUCAGGAGCUGUGCAGCUCAUCUGA